Messenger RNA from Adineta steineri, 1724 nucleotides. NCBI's taxonomy places the organism in Eukaryota, Metazoa, Rotifera, Eurotatoria, Adinetida, Adinetidae. The record is from the annotation of a GenBank genome assembly.
AUGGAAGACUUAAUGAUCGAACAAUGGAAUCCAUCGUCAUCAUAUGAACAGUAUUGGAAAGUAUGUGCACCAAUCUAUUGCACUUAUUCGCAGAUUGCACGUACAAAAAGUUUCGUUGGAGUAUUAGUGGCACUGGUGUCCAUAAUUAGUAGUCUUACUGUAGUACUACGUAUUGGUAUAAAUUUACUUGCCAAGUUUGUUAUUGAUUUAUUCAAACGAACUCCUAAAAGACAAAAUGAAGUUAAACCAAAAUUAUAUGAUCGAUUAAAGAAAAUGUUCUUGACGACAAUGAUGCAGGUAUCUGCUGGAAUGAUCAAUUUGAAUAUAUUUCCUAUAUGGCGUUUUGGAAGUAAUACCGAUCGAAUGACUGGUAAACGUCUUGGUCAAUGGUCCACUCGUUUAUAUAUUGUCUUAUUCAUUACUAGUCUUACAAUUAUUAUUAUUUAUAUUGGUGUUCAACCUCAAAUAUUGACGAAAAGUUUUAAUGAACCAAGCUUAAAUGUUUAUAAUCGUCUUUUACGUGAGCAUGGUGAUACACUUCAGUGUCCUUGUUCAUUGAUUUCGUCAACAUACAGUCAAUUUAUUCAAAUAAAACCAGUUUUUCAUCAGGUCUGUUCAAGUAUAUUUGUUUCGGAUGCAUGGCGAACUAAUCUUACGAAUGGUUUGGUUUCUGAUUUAUCUAUUUAUGAUACACAAGAUUAUCGACGUUUCCUUUCAGCCCAUUUGCAAUUUCUUAAAGGUCUAUGCCAAUCUUCUAUUCAAUCAAUCAACGAUUCUAUCAAUCAAUUUCUUUCUUCUUCGUUGGUGACUACUAAUAUUAUUACAGAAACGAUUUUAAAUUCACAAGUCAAUGUACUAAUUGACGAAAGUAAAUCAAAUGCUCUGGUUAUAUUUGCUCGACUUCUCUUUUUCCUUCAAUCAGCAAACCAUGGAAAUAGACUUGUAUCAGGCUAUGGAACAAAUUUUAUGUUCGGAGAUUUCGUUUUCGAUCAAACCAACAUAGAGUUUCGUUCAUACGUUGUAGAAGUCCUGUAUGAUAAUCAGUGUUCAUGUAUAUUGAAUAGAACGUGUACUAUUCAAGCUACUUUUAUUAAUAAGAAUUUAUCGGAAAUAAUUGCCGUCAAUGGUUUAAAAAUGGGUUGUACACCAAGCGAAUCAUUUCUUCAGUCAACUCUUGAAUGUUUUUAUAAUUAUUCAUGUAUAAAUAUCAUUCAAACGCAGACUAACAGCAGUUAUGAAAUGAAUUCUCCUCCUCUUAUCACCGAUGGGAGUCGAUUUCCAAUUAAUACAACUAUCAAUGAUCUCGUCAAUGAUCUUUUCGUUGAAAACUGGUUAACAGCAGUAAAUUAUUCAUUGUAUUUUGAUCAAUGUUCACCAAAAUUGUGUUCAUAUACUUAUAUUCAAGAGCUCAAUUCAUUCUAUACAGUGACAUCUGUACUUAGUAUUUCUGGUGGUAUUAUGUUUAUCCUCAAAUGGAUUUCUCCUAUAUUAGUACGUCUUCUAGUUGCUAUUAAUCGAUAUCGGAAGAAGCGAACAAACGUUGUUCAAUGUGAAAACAAUAUUCCUAUGACAACCAUCACAACUGUUGACAUAAUGCCUCGUCAAAUGAAUAUUCAGCCUGAGACUAUCAAUUUACAACCAGAAUCUAAUGAUCUGCCACCUCCGUAUGUAUUUUUUUGUUCCAUAUUAAUGAUAGUCUUGUUCUAUUUGUAUUAGGACACACU